UUAAGCUCAGCGUGAUCAGCCGUGCUCAGUCUCUCUUCUCAUCCUCGGAUCACAGUAGAGGCGUCUCACAGGACUUUCCUGGAUUCUUUUACCUCUCUCUCUUCUCUCCCCGAUCGGAAUAAUCAUCCAGCCCAGCGGACAUGGCAUCAGCACCGGUUCAGUCAAACCAGGGUCCAGCUUUGCAGCUGCAGAGGGGAAUAGUGAAGAUGGUCUUGUCUGGAUGUGCUAUCAUUGUUAGGGGUCAACCACGAGGAGGCCCGCCUCCAGAACGACAGAUCAACCUGAGUAACAUCCGUGCUGGAACUCUCGCCCGUCGUGCUGCUCAGGGCGUGCCAGAGAGCAAGGAUGUACCAGAUGAGCCAUGGGCCUUCCAAGCCAGAGAGUUCCUGCGCAAGAAAGUAAUUGGCAAGGAAGUGUGUUUCAUCGUAGACAAACCAAAAGGCAUUCAGAGCAGAGAAUACGGCAUGAUGUUUCUGGGAAAAGACACAACGGGAGAAAAUAUUGCUGAGUCCCUGGUGGCAGAGGGUCUCGCCACAGUUCGCAGAGAGGGCAUCAGAGGAAACAAUCCUGAACAGGCCAGACUGUGCGAUUUGGAGGACCAAGCGAAGGCCAACAAAAAGGGUCUGUGGUCUGAAGGUGGAGGUGCACACACCAUUCGGGAUAUGAAGUAUGUCAUUGAAAACCCUCGUAACUUCGUGGACUCACAUCACCAGAAACCAGUCAACGCCAUUAUCGAACAUGUGCGUGACGGCUGCAUGGUCCGAGCUCUUCUGCUUCCCGACUACUAUCUAGUGACAGUCUUGCUAUCUGGAGUUAAGUGUCCUACGUUUAAGCGGGAAGCAGAUGGCACCGAGACCCCCGAACCCUUCGCAGCAGAAGCAAAGUUCUUCACAGAGUCCCGACUGCUCCAGAGAGAUGUGCAGAUCAUUCUGGAGUCCUGCCCCAACCAGAUCAUCCUGGGGACCAUUUUGCACCCGAACGGGAACAUCACAGAGCUGCUUUUGAAGGAAGGCUUUGCACGCUGUGUGGACUGGUCAAUGGCUGUGUACACCCAGGGAGCUGAUAAACUCAGAGCGGCUGAACGAUCAGCGAAAGAGCGUAAAGUGAGAAUCUGGAAGGACUAUGUUGCUCCGACAGCUAAUCUGGACCAGAAGGACAGACAGUUUGUAGCGAAGGUGAUGCAAGUGGUGAAUGCGGAUGCCAUCGUGGUGAAGUUGAACUCCGGGGAGUAUAAGACCAUCCAUCUGUCCAGCAUCAGGCCCCCAAGACUCGAAGGCGAGGAGAAAAACAAGGACAAAGAUAAACGUUUCCGUCCGCUAUACGACAUUCCUUACAUGUUUGAGGCACGUGAAUUCCUAAGGAAGAAGCUCAUUGGGAAAAAGGUUAAUGUCACGGUUGAUUACAUCAGAGCCGCCACAACUGCUACGGAAAUGGGUGGGGUCCCUGCCUUCCCAGAGCGUACCUGUGCUACAGUCACCAUUGGAGGAAUAAACAUCGCAGAGGCUCUGGUCAGCAAAGGUCUCGCCACAGUGAUCAGAUAUCGUCAGGACGACGACCAAAGAUCUUCCCAUUACGAUGAGCUUCUUGCGGCGGAGGCGAGGGCGAUCAAGAACGGCAAAGGACUUCACAGUAAGAAAGAGGUGCCCAUUCACAGGGUGGCUGACAUUUCAGGGGAGACACAGAAAGCCAAACAGUUCCUGCCAUUCCUCCAGAGAGCGGGCCGCUCGGAGGCCGUGGUGGAGUAUGUGUUCAGUGGCUCUAGGCUUAAGCUCUACAUGCCCAAAGAGACGUGUCUCAUCACCUUCCUCCUUGCCGGUAUUGAGUGUCCCAGAGGGUCUCGAAAUAUGCCGGGUGGGAUGCAGGUUGCAGAACCUUACAGCGAAGAAGCCACACUGUUUACCAAAGAGCUGGUUCUUCAGAGAGAGGUAAGCUUGCCCUUUUCUCCGCUCUCGUCUGUUAAAGUCUGAUACUGUCGCUUUAUU
Messenger RNA from Paramisgurnus dabryanus, 1982 nucleotides. The record is from RefSeq and is a predicted model, not a curated record. NCBI's taxonomy places the organism in Eukaryota, Metazoa, Chordata, Actinopteri, Cypriniformes, Cobitidae.